AUGAACACAAUCCACAACGCCCGUAUAUCCGUCUCCCAACUUUUUGGAGUAUCCAUCCGUCGUUAUUCCAUUGAGAAAAUCUUGCCAAAAGAUGUCAAAAUCAUUAAAAAUCCAUCGAAUGAACAAAUCGAGAAAUAUCAAAAGUUGGUUGGUGGAUUCAAUGAGAUCAAGUUGCUCAAGGAGACGAUGAAGGAAGAUUAUCAUUUGUAUUUGUUGUGUCACAAAGACUCCACAGUCCUCUCUGGCACCCAAUCGAUUCUCUACAAGUCUCUCAACUCCUCAACUCCAGAUUUCCUUUCGUUCGGUCUCUCAUAUCAACCCGACAACACCUACCAUCUUCUUCCCCAUUUAAUGUCUGAAAUGGCUUCAGAUCUCGACGCUGUCAAUAUGAAUUCUGGUGGAUGUGUCGACUCGAAAAAUGCGGCCGUCUGGCGUAAAGUUUUGCACACAAAAGUGCGCGGUUCGACCUAUUACGUCUCGAACUACAAGGCCGAUGAGGUCUUUAUUCCGGAGCUGGAAUUUGAUGAUGUUGUCGUGAAGAAGUUCAACGAUGUCCCAUCUGAAGAUGUCGUCAAGUAUGAUAAUUCCAUCUUUCCAUACCAACGCCAACAGCUUCUUCUUGCCAAAUUCAAGAAUGGAAUCGGAAGAGUCGCCUAUGAUAAAUCCGGAAAAGUCAUCGGAAUCGGUCUAGUUUCCUUCGAAGAAUCUUCAGGAAACUGUGAAAUUGGUCCAAUUUAUUGUGACACCAAGAAUGCAGCACAGGCGAUUUUCCAGAGUAUUCUGCAAGAGAUGAAAGGUUUCAAUGAGAUUCGUGUUCGUUGCAGUGACAAGUUUGAGGAUAGUGCCACAUGGAUCCGCCCAUUCCUUCGUUGUCGUCACGAAAUGACUCCAUUCGCUCAUGUCAAAUUCAAUCGUGUCAUUCCGGAUCUCAACCUUUCCAAGGUUUUGGUCAACUCAAAUCCAUCGAGUGCACCAUGCUGA
Molecule: messenger RNA, 981 nt
Organism: Caenorhabditis remanei
Lineage: Eukaryota; Metazoa; Nematoda; Chromadorea; Rhabditida; Rhabditidae
Exons: 5
Coding region: 1-981 (326 amino acids)
Source: RefSeq, a predicted model, not a curated record